Daldinia loculata is the source of this 9884-nucleotide messenger RNA. RefSeq lists its product as uncharacterized. The record is from RefSeq and is a predicted model, not a curated record. The transcript is spliced from 5 exons. NCBI's taxonomy places the organism in Eukaryota, Fungi, Ascomycota, Sordariomycetes, Xylariales, Hypoxylaceae. Bases 550 to 9795 code for a protein of 3081 amino acids.
AGCCAAUAUCAACUACAAACGCCACCAAGAAUCGACUUGCCUCAUAACCUGUACUACCAUAUAGAUUCGAGUGUUUGAAUAGCUAAAGAUACCUAAACUAGGUAGACAAAAUGUGUACCACAAGAGAUAACAACUCAGCACCCGGCAGGCUACCUCUUAGGCCGGUUUGCUUUAGGUGUUCUGGCUCCAAUAGUAGGCGCCGGCGGAACAAUCGAAUAUGAUCUAUCAUCUUCAAAUAGAAUCUAAAUGGGCUACUUUGUAUGCCCAAACCGCCUGCAUUACACAGUAAUUGGCCUAACCAAUGAUCGGACUGCAGCCGUCCUAUUUGGUUUCGGGUCAGCCUAACCACCACCAGGACUUAUAUCUCCGUUGCCUCGCAACAGCUUUAUUCUCUUUGCAUGCACGGGGUACAGCAUAUUCCCAUUCCCAUUACUUCGACUACCACUACAUACUGCCAUCCCCUCUUCUAUCUUAUUUUCUUCCAACUUAAAUCAUUUUUUCAACUUAGGCAGACAUUGCAUCGCGUAUUGCGUUUGUGUUCGAAACACCAUGGAUCUGCUUCAAGCUGUUUUUAACCACCUCGUGUUACCUCCUCGGUUGCCUGGGUCGCAGGAUCCAGACAUCGAGGCUGUAUCGUACGACGUCUUGACGCGCAUCAUCCGCGCCAGCGACACUCUUGAUAGCCUUGUGGGACCACCUUGGUCUAAAGCAUAUCAGUCUCUUCGUGCCUCUUUCGAAGCAUGCCUUCCUCUUCACUCCGGGCGUUUGGAUAAGUCGGUGCUUCUGGCCUAUUUUCGCGAACUUCAGCCAGACCAGAUGCUCAUCUUGCACGUUGCAGAGCAGAAUGCAGCUCUACUUAUCCGCCGCACAAAGCAAAAUGGAGAACAUUCCGUUGUGUUCGAGGCAUUCGAGACAUCAGCCGUCUCGGAGCAUGUUCUCGCUGCGGGACAUGCGUUACAGUGGGACUUCCCCGGCCGUUCAGUCCGGCUACCCCUUUCUUCAUUCGCCGAUGAACCAUUUCAAGAAUGUCUAGCAACUUUCCUGGAGCAGGCCAGUAUGGAAUCGCUUUAUAGCCUCCAGGCCUCUGCACAAAAAGCCAACGUCUCAAUUACUGAGAUUAGGGACACAACCGACCCAGCACUGAUUACUCAGAUGCUUAUGCCGAUCCUCGAGGCGAUGGGGAGCUACUACCAGACGCCUAUGCUCCGAAAGCGAGUCCGAGAUGAUGUUAACAUACAGGGUGCAGAUUUACCCUGGCGCCGGCUCCCAUUUUGGUUGGUCUUGCGUGUUGCAGCUCAACGGCACCUCUGCUUGACCCUUGGCAACGAACAGGGGCGUAUUUGUUACAAGCUCCUCAUAUGUUUGUUGCUAGCAGACUUACUAAAAGAAUCUGCUGGAAAGCUCAGCCCAGCCAUGGUUAUUACGCUACGCACUAAACUAUGUCGCCGCAUGGCGAAGCUAGAGAUGGACAAGACUAAAAGCACAUUACCCGAGUCGUUGUUUAGCCAGAUUUCUCCCUUGAUCGAAAAUGUAAUCCGGGAAGCGACCAAACAAGUUGAGAAUGCUUGGGAAUCUUUCAAGAAAGCUACAACACGGCGUGUUCCAGUGCUUCCUCUCCAUGCGGAUCACGCACUUGAUCUCUCUCUCCCUAAUAGUGGCGGCUACCUCGAUCGUCUCCUAUAUAGCCAGCCACCGCGAAAAGCCGGUAUAACAUCGUUGAAUCUUCCCCAACCACUUGAUAAAGCUAUCCAACAAACACAAGACUUCACGGAUCAUAUAUUCCGUCUUGCAGAUUUAGAGACUCGUGUCGAACACCAUGGGUUACCUGACCGGGAUAGUGUGAAAGGUAUUACGACUCGUUGUAUCCAGACAGCCAAGGAAAUUGAUGAUGUUUUUGCUGAAGUUGGCACGACUUAUGAGUCGGAUCCCGAGCAGAUGAGCUCUAUGAUUCUCACCUUGUUUACUUCAUGGGUUCGUUUGGAUAGAUGCGCUGUUACGGUGUGUCCUCUCCUUGAUGAUUAUCGACGUGUUUUUAGGCCCGAGCUCCUUGACGUCCUCCAGCUGCCUACGAUGUCUGAAAUGCGCCGCCUUCAGGACAUUCAAAUUUACUUAGCCCAGAAGAAUUCUAAAAGUCGCCACGGUACUAUAUUCGACAGGUUCGAUAACAACUCUCUAGCGGUGCGCUACGUUGCCCAGUCCGCCGAGAUGCGAUUGUUAGGUCUGCGCAUCCAGACUGCGUCCGAUCAAGCUCGUGAUGCCAAAGAAGCUGAAUGGAACAGGACCUGCAAACAGUACGACGAUCACACAGCAGGACUUGCAGAGGGAACUUGCUGCUGCUCGUGGAAAAAUGGGCAGCGCGAUGUGCGAGGAUGUAAGGCAUGUUGGCACGCGCGUGCUCGGAAGCGACUGCAGAUCGAAAUACAUGAAGCAUUUCUCCCUGAAAAUGAACCCGCCAGGUCUGUCUUGAUAUUCGAGCUGGCUAUCCCUCAUUACCUUUCAGUCUACCGGGACGCCACUUGGAAGAUCCUAUCGCUUCUAGCGCACCCAAGCCGCCCCAAUAAGUCCCCAAAUCCAGCGAUAGAACUCACAAACUGUCCACCGCUGCAACCUUAUAUGACAGCCGAAGCACGAGGUAUAUCUCUGGCGUCGUCCAUUAAAUGUUUCAGCCAAACGCACUACAAGUUCAAUAGAGGCAAAGCACCUCUUUCCCGUGUACUUCUUCCCCUCGCCGCAGAUUUCAGACUGUACGACCACGGUACUGGACUGUGGGUUAAUGAUUUAGAAAGGCCCCUAACAUUCCUACAUCUUUGUGCUGUUCAUACUCCCAGCGCACUUCAAGCCACGAUUAUACCGGUGAUACAGCACCCGUCGCCUAUUGUAGAUGGACCAUCGUCCUAUGAAGUCCAGGCAAACCAAGUCGAAUGCCCAGCUAACAUGUCUGUCCAUGAAUUCUCAGCAUACCAGAAGCUACUUGGCGGCAAUGUACGGCGUUGGCCCAACAUACUUGUUGAAAUGGGCUCUUCUAACCUGAAUAUCGGGAAUGAGGAUACGGCCCGUGUCCUUUCCCAGCUUGCCAUCCAGGCAGGCCCUCGACUACCGGAUGAGACACUACGGGCAGCUCACGUCAUUUUCAAGGAGGCUAGUUUCGUAGAGCGCUUAGCAGAGAUCAUAGAGAAGCGCCUUCGAGCUAUCUUGACAAACUGGCGAGAACAUCACUAUAUGGGACUUAUCAUUACACUUACUUUAAGGCUGUUUCACCUGUCAUCCGGUUCUUCUAGGGGUCGUGCUGAGGCUUUACUCAGAACCGCACGAAAUGCUACGUUGGAGUGGACUACUAGCCUUAGGAAAGAACUCCGUGUCGCUACUGAUACUGAUGCUGAUGCGGCGCAACGAAUUUCGACGUACGGUUUCUGUGCCGCUAUACUAUGUCGGCGAACUUUCGCGGUCUAUACUGAAGUCAACCAUGCCAUGAGUGCCGAAGACCUGAGCUCUUGGGUUUUAGCAUCAGUCGCCCUACAGGAGAAUUUGCUAGUCGAUGUUAACAAGUUACCUCAUGGUUUGAAGUCUAUGCUCCUGCGCGAUACAAAAAUGGCGUACCAUCUACAGUCCCUCCUCAUGACCGCCAUACAGGCCCACCCAGAUGCCGUCGGAUAUGGGAUAGCUAGGUGUUGGUCCGAUUCUUCAGAUAGUACCAAGUUGACCUUCUGUCAAUGGGAUUUUCUCCCUACGCCUCAUAAUCGUUGGAUUGUUGCCCGCGCGUCAGAAAAGCACUGGAAGUACACCAGAACCCAGACAGUUCAUUAUAAUUUCAUCGAAGGUCAUAUGCUCGUUAAUGGGAAACCCCGCGGCAAGUUGCCUCUUCAAAUUCAAGAGAGCGAAGAUGUCAAGGAGAUAUUUGGAAACCAGCACAUUCUAACGUACCCUUCUUCUUUACCGGGAAUGACGCAUCAACUUUCGAACCCCAUUGAUGACCAAGAGGUGCAUUUUGGGAUGCGCGAUGGUCAGGUCAUCAUUCGUGCUUGUACAUCAACCAGUGUUCUAGAAUUUAUUCCCAGAAGGAUUUUCACCAGUGCAAAGAGUUUCGACUUACCGACCGAAUUAACAGAGAACUGCGUGCAUUGGUUGAACUUCAGUACGAGAUGCCUAGAGAUUCGCCGGAUGCCUGUCAUUUGGAAAAAACGGCCGCGUGAUUGGGAAAUUGAUAUUCCUAAACGGAGAGCUAUUCGCGGCAAAGUGACUCUUGUCGAUCCACAGUCAAGCGUCUUCGCUCAGAUCGCAAAGACGCUCCAGUACUUCGAACAGCCAGAAAGGUUGACAGUCUCCCAGCCUUUAGUUGGAAAGCUACAAGUGGAACUGCGCCAUUUGGACCUAUCAUUCUUUGUAAACCGCAAUGGCUUCCUCGAAUGCCGACAGCUAAACGCAGAGAUUGAUCCUAAUCAAGAUGCGGGCACUUGGCAUGGCCUCCAGAGCAUGAUUGUGUUACGGGAUACGAUCUCUGGGAAACGAAGCAUAAUUAUACCUCUUGGGCAGCUCAACUAUAAUCGAAAUGGCAUGCAUGUUAAUGUGCGAAUAAUCGGCGCCCAAAAUUAUGGUAGAUACAAGAUCGAUGAUAUCCUCGGUCGGCUUUCUUGCCCUCCGGAACCUCGGCUUCUUUAUACGAAAGCCCUCUGUCAUGCCAUGACUUCCUUCUGCCUUCCCGAUGCUCUAACAGGGAGAACAGGUACAGAGGAGGCAUUCGCAAUCCUCAGUUCGGGCGCCUCUCAGCCUUGGGUACCGUUAGGGCCUAUUACGCAUCCGAUAUUAAGUGAUUUGGCGGCGCUGCCUCCUCGGAGGGUUUAUUAUCCACCCCCAAUGAAGCGUUUACAGACCGUAACAUGGAAUGAAAACCUGAACGCAACUAUACAACAUGAUGGGUUUGAGUCCCUGGUUCAGGAUAUCAUUCUUAAAUCUAACCAGCUCAACAAAUUUGCCGGGAUUGUUACAACAGGCAUUGAUUCUGAGGAGGCAACGCACCUUCGUAACCGUGGCAAAAUGCAACGUCAACUUUACGAAUGUCCAACUCUAGAUACAUCUAGUCAAGUUUAUCAAGACACUGUUUAUAUCCCUCGUGAUCGCAGGAAAACGUCUAAAGCUGUCCACGUGUAUGAGACUGCUCGCCACAUCCUUACAGGCUCGUCUUCCCUAGAGAUGCGGACUACUCUUAAGACACUUCUCGAGUCCAGCGAAGUUAUUGGCGGAUUCCACGGCGAUAGCAGCUCGCUUAUCGGUGCAGAGCCACUUAUCAGCCAAAUCGAGGAGUCUGUAUAUGAGAAAUGGGGGUCUCUUGUACAAUUCUGUCGUCACGCAGAUCACUCUGCACCUCUACUCUUUCGCCUCGGGCUACUAGCUUUCCAUACCAACUCCAACAUGGACUUGAUCCGCUCUCUUGCUGCCUUUUCCCUGGUCCGCAAGAUCAAGUAUCUGGAACCGCCUCCUUAUGGCAGCUUCUUUGAUUUCAAAUCUCGUGAACGACCCUCAACUGAGCUUUUACAGACGCUCAUAGCCUCAGCUCACAUUGCAUUUGAACCAAAGGCUCGCCGUAGAAGUGAAUGGAAAGAUCGAGCUGGACGAAAUGCCGAAGAGCACCAGGACUUCUGUGAAAUUCAGGGUCGGCUGCUCGCCGGUCGUCUCCUAGAACAGUGGCCUGUUCCAAUUGAUGAACUAUCCACGGAAACGUUAGGAAUUCAGGUCAUCAAUGUCCCCUUAGCAUUGGACAAGAUACGUCCUGAAUGGGACCGUAGGCUAGAAAAUAUCGAACUCGAGGGCUAUAUUGACAGAGUCCAGGCAGUUUUAAACUCACUUAAAGGUCCACGAGAUUCAUCUGCGCUGCUUAACUGGACGGACGUCAAUCCAGUGUUUACGGGCCGAAAGAAUUCUCGAGUUAUCCCAUCAGUGGCUCAAGACUUAGUGACUAAAGCCGGACCCAACCUAGACAAUACGAUAGCCGGCAUUCAGUUAGGCACUGGAAAUGAGUCCGCGUAUAGCGGGACUUGGGGAUCGCCAACAAGGGACCUAUUCAACGAAGCCACAGAAUUAGAGGCCAUCUUACGCAGGUUCGCGAGGUCCGCCAACGUUAUUCGGCAGAAAUACGGCAAUGAUCUUCUGCAGAGUCUAGCUGCAUUGAAAGACACAGGCCAACUGAAUGCUCAAGGUUCAGUGCCGGCUCUGAAGGAGGUUAACCACGCAAUAAAGCGAGCUCGCCUCACGGUUUCGAAAUAUCACGAACAAAUCUAUGACGCUCUUGCCAGUGAUGACCACCGAUUCCAAUGGCUGCGGCUUGGUGCUAUCUGGCCUUGCACAUCGCCGACCGAGAUGCUUAUAUUCCUAAGAUCUACAUCAGCCUACGACUUCGGGGUCGGGAUGAAAAAAGCUCUAGUUUCGUACGGAGUAGCUGUUACAAGUCUACAACGACUGGAGCGGCUCCGCUCCGCAGUUCUGCGCGGGGAUCACCGAGCAUCUGAUGAGGAAUUGCGUAACCCAGGUCAUCAGAACUGGUCGCCAUUCAAAUCGACAGACUGGCUCUUGCUCGAAAUUGAUAGCGACUUUCUUAUACGAGCCGAACAGGUGGAUGUUGCGUGUGCCAUGAUAGCGCCGAAAUCUGGUCAGAAUAGUGUGUUACAAAUGAACAUGGGCAAAGGAAAAACAUCGUGCAUUGUGCCGAUGGUAAUAGCCGUCCUAGCAGACGGUAAAAAUCUUUCGCGCUUAAUUGUGCCAAAAGCGCUUCUCAUGCAGACAGCACAGACCACCCAGUCGCGAUUAGGAGGUCUUGUAGGGCGUGAGGUUCUUCACAUUCCUUUCUCGCGGAAGACCCCGACAACCCCUGAGAUGUUGGAGCUAUACGAGAGGCUUCACCGGCUUACUCGUACUCGUAGAGGAUUAAUUCUCACGAGCCAUGAACAUGUUCUGUCAUACAAACUAGGCGGGUGGCAGCAACUCGCGGACGGCAAAUUAAAGGCAGCAAGAAGUAUGAACAACUUCCAGCGUUGGUUAGACGAAAAUUGCCGGGAUGUUCUGGACGAAUGCGAUUUCACCCUUGCGGUUAAGACGCAACUUAACUACCCCAGCGGGCCCGAGAUGGCUGUUGACGGUCACCCAUUUCGAUGGCAAGUCGCCCAAGAGUUGCUUGCCUUGGUGGCCAAUUAUCUUCCGAACUUGACAAAAAGGUUUCCAACAAGUAUUGAGGUAUUAUCGCGCUCGGGAUCUUUUCCGAUCCUGCAAUUUUUGAAGAAUGAUGUGGAGGAGGCGAUUCAUGACUACAUACUAGAAAGUAUCUGUAGGGGACAAACAACCUUUCUUCGUCCCGCAGAUUCAAGUUUCCGGGGCCGGCAGGGGAUAAUUCGGCGAGUCCUAUACGAGCCGAAGUUAGACGAACGUAUUUUCAUGCAGGCAGUUAAUGCGUUCGUCAACCCACAAGCGGCGUCGAAGAUACUCCUUCUAGUCCGAGGCCUCCUAAUUAAUCGGAUCCUCCUUCUUUGCCUCAACAAGCGAUGGAAUGUUCAAUACGGCCUUCAUCCUAAACGUGAUCCUAUCGCAGUGCCCUUCGAAGCUAAAGGUACUCCGUCCGAGCAAUCCGAGUUCGGUCAUCCAGAUGUGUCCAUAUUGUUCACCUGUUUAGCAUUCUAUUACACUGGUCUUACCUCCGCGCAGUUCCGUCAGGGGUUACAGUACGUUCUUCAGUCAGAUGAUCCAGCCGCACAGUAUGAGCUGUGGUCUUCCGGUUGUGACAGUUUGCCGGAGGCAUUGCACCACUGGAAUGUAAUAAACAUUGAUGACGGAGGGCAGCUAGAGGAGCUAUGGAACCAUUUGCGUCUGAGUCGAAUCGUCAUUGAUCAUUAUUGUAACCAUUUCGUCUUCCCGAUCCAUGCUAGGCAGUUCGAAAUCAAAUUGCAGGUUUCGGCGUGGGAUAUCCCACUAUUUUCAAAGGAUCAACGUGGUGCUAGGACGACGGGUUUCAGCGGCACCAAUGACAGCCGUAUGAAUCUUCCUUUGACCAUCCGACAAGACGACCUUUCUAGCCUGCAGCAGACAAGCGCAGAGGUUCUCUCAUACCUUCUACAACGAUGUAACCGAGGUUACCAGGUUACUGCAGACGCUCAAGGCAAGCGAUUGACUGAGGAAGAUCUGCUAUAUCAGCUGCAUAGUAAAAGCAUCCGCACCCUCAUUGAUGCCGGAGCCUACAUACUCGAGAUGGACAAUAAGACGGUGGCUGAGAAGUGGCUAGGAAUCGAUAACAAAGCCGUCGCUGCCGUCUAUUUUGGCGCAGAUAAUCGUGCUUGGGUGCAUUAUCGGGGAGAUAAAAAGAACGACGUUCCGCUCUUAGCCACUCCCUUCGUAGAUGAUCUUCGGAACUGUGUUGUUUAUCUGGAUGAGGCGCAUACACGUGGUGUAGACCUGAAGCUGCCACCAGACGCCCACGGUGCAUUGACGCUGGCACUGAAGCAAACUAAAGACUACACUAUGCAAGCUGCUAUGCGCCUCCGCCAGCUGCGUACCACCCAGUCAGUUAGUUUCUUUGCCCCUCCUGAAGUUGAUCAGAGCAUCAGGGACUUUUGCCGCCCAGCAAAAGGUACGAGCAUCGACUCUUCUCAUGUCAUCGCUUGGCUUCUUGAGCAAACAUGCUGUGUAAAUGAGGAUCUGCAAAGCCUAUACGUAGCGCAAGGCGUCGACUUCUGUCAGCGUACGGACGCGAUUUGGCGCUAUAACAACUUCCUUGCAGAUCCGGCACAACGCGCAAAACUGCUGGAGACAAUACAGCAACCGGAGCGCCAGACAUUAGAGCAGUUGUAUGGCGGGGCUCUAGCAGGUUCACGGAUAGGCACCGUGGACCGCAUGUCUACUCCACAGUUGCAGAAAUUCGCCGACCAACUUAACCAAUCCUAUGGAGAGCGCGGCCCUCUUCACGUAGGUGCUAUGGAAGAGGUCGAACAGGAGCGCGAGCUUCAAGUACAAGUUGAACAGGUGCGCCAGACACAGAAGCCGCUCCGGUACGAAGCUCUGACAUUCCCGGGCCUCCAUCCGGUUGUCUCAUAUUUCGUGCGUACGGGGGUGCUAGAACAUACGUCAUCGAAUCAGAACGAGGCCGCAUUCGAACACGCAUUUACAUAUGUAGCAAGGACUACUCUGGGAAAGCAAUUCCACGUACGAGAAACCGACUCGCGAAUCUUCGUGUCGACGGAAUUCGGGCGAACGGUUAAGUGUAAGAAGAACAACGUGACUGACAACUUCAUGCGUCCCGUGGAAUGGAUCCUCUGGAGUCCCUCAACACAGACCGCGUUGGUUAUUAUUCCCGAGGAGGCUGAGUCGUUGAUUCCCUUGCUUCGUACCAAUACCCGCUCCCCGCGCGUCCACUUAAUUGCCUACGCAGCGCCUGUUACGAAAACUAUGGAAAUCUUCAAUACUUUCAAGUAUUACAGUCUUCCGGCGCUACCACCCACUUACAAAUUCCCGCAGUGGUUCAGAUUCGAACUGGGUAUACUGAGUGGCCGACUGUAUGUUAGCUUGGCUGAAUGGGACCCGCUAAGCCGUUACAUACGAUCGUCGUUUGAUGAGGCAGGCGAGUCGUCUAAAGGAAGCGCAGAUUCAAAGCAGGCGAAUGGAGUAACGCCCGCCCCAUUUGCGGACGAUCCGUCCUCUUUCCUCCUCGAGUGGCUCACGCUCCUUCGCAAGACGCAGGAUGUCUUACAUACGCCUAUGGGUUACAUCUGCACUGGACGUGCACUCGGGGGGCCGAGCGAGUUCCAGGAGUCGUUAUCGUGAUUAUUUAAUCGCGGUUAAACUGACAUAUUGAACUGCAAUGUUGUGGAAAGCACGGAAAUGCCGUCUUUGAAUUUACUGCAGUUUGUACU